AUGUCCAACAACAACAUACUCAGUCAAAACAUUGCACAUAUAACAGUCAAAGGAACAACAGCAGCUAGUACAGGCAAGACAGUAUUUCUAAACUCAUUGCUCAACAGAGACAAUAUAUCAUCAUUUGAUCAAAUUGUGCACCAUCCACUUGCUACUUCAAAGUUGUACAUUUCAAAUCAACACAUCGAUACUUUACAUUUGAAUUUUUAUAUAAAAAGAGAAGGAAUAGAUAAUACAAAGAUUAAUGAAUUCUCAAAAGAAUCAAAAGUACAUAUUAUUGUGUAUGAUGUAACUAAUAGAGAAUCAUAUGAAGGUGCAAAGUUGAUUGGUCAAACUAAUUUAAGUGGUGCACCUAGUGGAUUUAAAGAACAUGAACCAAUUGCAUUGAUUGCUAUUGGUAUGAAAUGUGACCUUAAAGAUAAAAGGGUUGUAUCAAGACUUGAAGGAAGGGCAUUGACGACAUCGACUAUUGGAUAUCACUCACAAUUUGAUAUCUCUGAUCGCACAUGUCCACCAGCCACUCGAGAUGCCAUCUUUCACCUCAUCAUUAAACUAUUCAACAAAGAUCGUCUUCACACUAUCCACAACUACAACAAACUCAAUAUCAAUUGUAUAAAACGUCAUUCUUUAUCAACAAAUCCACCACCAUCCUAUUUAUCAACAUCAUUAUUUGGUGGUGCAUCAUCAUCAAUAACAACAUCAACAACAUUAUUUGGUGGUGAACUGUCAUCAACAACAUCAUCAUCGUUAUUUGAAGGAAUAGAGACAACAACAACAGAGGAUUCCUCAGAACUCUUUUCAACUACGACGUCGUCAAGUAGAGAAAUUACAACAAUCGGAGGAGAUGUACCUCUUCAAGAUAUCUCUCUUUUACCAUUAUUUAAAAGAGUAUUUGGAUACAAGAUAAUUGCCAAACAUAUCUUUAGGAUGGUUAGAAAGAUACAUAGAUGUUUGGGUUUGCGAUCGGCUAGGUUGAGGAUACCAGAUCCACAAGUAUGGUUUUCAAGUCCACAAUUGGCACCAAUGAUAAAGUAUAGGAUUAAACAUGGGUAUCCUCGUAUUGCAAUUAAAGAAAACUCAUUCGAGUUUCAAUCGUUCCUACAUACCAACAAUGACUUUGACUUGUUUAAGCAAUGUUAUCAAGAGGAUAUACAGAGAUUCACCAACAUGUCAUUCUCCGCCAACUCAUCCAUCAAGAAUCACAACUCGAUACUUAUCGACGCAUGUAUUGGUGGUAGUGUAGAGAUUGUAGACUUUCUAAUCGAACAAGAUUAUGAUGUCACCGAGCGAGAGUUUAUGUUGGCCGUUGCAUUUGGUCAUUUCAAUCUAGUCACCUAUAUGAUUGAUAACUGUAGAAUAUUAGAAUACAGUAAUCCAAAAGGUGUCAUCAAAGAUGCACUCAUCAUUGCUAGACACUAUCAACAUGAUAACUUGGUAUCUUACCUCGAGUCGAUACAUAUUGCUCCAGCACCACCCGAACAAACCAUCAUGCCAGAUAUCUACAUGAUAGCUUUAAAGGAUUCAAUUCAAAAAUUACCAUCUUCAUCUUCUGAUGUAACACUCGAGAUAAAAAGACAAAGACUUUAUAAAAAACAAAAGACAAAAGAACAAAAAGACAAAAAGAGGAUUUAUAAUUAUAAAUAG
Molecule: messenger RNA, 1644 nt
Organism: Cavenderia fasciculata
Lineage: Eukaryota; Evosea; Eumycetozoa; Acytosteliales; Cavenderiaceae
Exons: 5
Coding region: 1-1644 (547 amino acids)
Molecular function (GO): GTP binding; GTPase activity
Source: RefSeq, a predicted model, not a curated record